This is a messenger RNA of Lolium perenne, 3561 nucleotides long. RefSeq names its product methionine S-methyltransferase. The record is from RefSeq and is a predicted model, not a curated record. Lineage: Eukaryota; Viridiplantae; Streptophyta; Magnoliopsida; Poales; Poaceae. Gene Ontology annotation, molecular function: methyltransferase activity; pyridoxal phosphate binding. Gene Ontology annotation, biological process: biosynthetic process.
AAGCCAGGACGAUCUCUCCCUUUCCUUUCCUUUCUACACCCACGUACCAAUCAUCUCUCCCUAGCUCUCGAUCGUCCGAUCGGAGCUUUCGGCCGCCAUGGUCAGCGUGGCCGCCGCUGUGCAUGAGUCCCCGGCCAACUCAUCGACGACGGCGUUGUUCCUGGAGCGGUGCGCGGCGUCGGGGGACGCGGCGUACGGCGAGCUGAGGGAGCUGCUGGCGCGGCUCAACGACCCGGCCACGAGGAAGGAGGCCAGGGUCUUCCUCGCCGCGCUCGGCCGGAUUUCCGUGGACGGCGCCGGCGGCGCCGACGAGUUCUUCCGGCGGUACGGGUUCUGCGUCCGGGAGCUGCUCCUCCACGACUCCCACUGCGGCCUCCCCAUCACCACCCUCUCUUCAGGAUUCCAGCAAAGAAAGAAGCUAACAAUGAUGGAGAUACCUAGCAUUUUCAUUCCUGAAGAUUGGUCAUUCACUUUCUACGAGGGUCUCAAUAGGCACCCGGAUUCCAUCUUCAGGGAUAAGACAGUAGCAGAGCUGGGAUGUGGCAACGGUUGGAUAUCCAUUGCACUUGCAGAAAAAUGGUGCCCUUCGAAGGUCUAUGGUCUGGAUAUCAACCCAAGAGCUAUCAAGAUUGCAUGGAUAAACCUUUACUUGAAUGCCUUUGAUGACGAUGGUCUCCCAAUUUACGACAGCGAGGGGAAAACACUACUAGAUAGAGUUGAAUUCUACGAAUCUGAUCUUCUUUCUUACUGUAGAGACAAUAAGAUAGAACUCGAUCGCAUUGUUGGAUGCAUACCACAGAUUCUCAACCCCAAUCCAGAGGCGAUGUCAAAGAUUGUAACUGAAAAUUCAAGUGAGGAGUUCCUGUACUCCUUGAGCAACUACUGUGCUCUUCAGGGUUUUGUUGAGGACCAAUUUGGCCUCGGGUUGAUUGCUCGGGCAGUUGAAGAAGGGAUUUCUGUCAUAAAGCCUAGUGGUCUAAUGGUAUUCAACAUGGGAGGCCGACCAGGGCAAGGUGUCUGUGAACGGCUAUUUCUACGCCGUGGAUUUCGCAUCAAUAAGCUCUGGCAAACAAAAAUUAUGCAGGCUGCUGACACAGACAUUUCAGCUUUAGUUGAAAUUGAGAAAAAUAGCCGACAUCGCUUUGAGUUUUUCAUGGAUCUUGUCGGGGAUCAGCCUGUGUGUGCACGCACAGCCUGGGCAUACAUGAAAUCUGGUGGCCGCAUUUCACAUGCUUUGUCUGUGUAUAGCUGUCAACUUCGUCAGCCCAACCAGGUGAAGAAAAUAUUUGAGUUCCUUAAUGAUGGAUUCCAUGAAGUAAGCAGCUCUCUGGAUUUGUCCUUUGAUGACGAUUCUGUUGCGGAUGAAAAAAUUCCUUUCCUAGCAUACCUAGCUAGUUUCUUGAAAGAGAACAAGUCCAAUCCUUGUGAGCCUCCAGCUGGAUGCUUAAACUUCCGGAAUCUUGUUGCUGGAUUUAUGAAGAGCUACCACCACAUCCCAUUAACUCCUGAUAAUGUUGUCGUGUUCCCAUCCCGUGCUGUGGCGAUAGAAAAUGCACUUCGAUUAUUCUCACCGGGGCUUGCAAUUGUUGAUGAACAUCUAACCAGGCACUUGCCCAAGCAAUGGUUAACAUCUUUAGCAAUUGAGGGAAGCAACCAUGCUAAAGAUACGGUCACUGUAAUUGAAGCACCACGGCAAUCAGAUCUGCUGAUUGAGUUGAUAAGGAAACUGAAGCCUCAGGUUGUUGUUACUGGUAUGGCUCAGUUUGAAGCCAUCACAAGUGCUGCUUUUGUGAACUUACUAAGCGUGACGAAAGAUGUUGGCUCCCGGUUAUUACUAGAUAUUUCAGAACAUCUGGAGUUGUCUAGUCUGCCAAGCUCAAAUGGUGUAUUGAAAUAUCUUGCUGGAAAGACACUACCUUCACAUGCAUCUAUAUUGUGCGGUUUAGUAAAGAAUCAGGUUUAUUCUGAUCUUGAAGUUGCUUUUACCAUUUCUGAAGAUGCAGCUGUCUAUAAGGCAUUGUCACAAACUAUUGAGCUGUUGGAAGGGCACACUUCGGUGAUAAGCCAGCACUAUUAUGGUUGUCUUUUCCAUGAGCUCCUGGCAUUUCAAAUUGGUGACCGGCAUCCACCACAAGAGAGAGAACCUGCAGAAGUGAUACCUAAGGAGAUGAUAGGAUUUUCUAGUUCAGCUAUGUCUACCCUAGAAAGAGCUGAGUUUUUCGUUCCUGGUUCCAAGGAGUCUGGGGUCAUACAUAUGGAUUUGGAUCGCAGCUUCUUGCCAGUGCCUUCUGCAGUAAACGCCUCCAUUUUCGAAAGUUUUGUCAGGCAGAACAUCACUGAUUCCGAGACUGAUGUACGUCCAAGCAUUCAACAGCUGGUGAAAGAUAGCUAUGGUUUCUUGGCAGAUGGCUCCUCGGAGAUCAUAUACGGCAACACCUCCCUCGCGCUCUUCAACAAGCUCGUGCUCUGCUGCAUGCAAGAAGAGGGCACCCUCCUUUUCCCCUCGGGCACCAACGGCCAUUACGUCAACGCGGCAAAGUUUGUUAACGCAACCACCUUGACUAUUCCGACAAAUUCACAAUCUGGAUUCAAGAUCGAACCAAACGUUCUAGCUUACACACUGGAGAACGUAUCUCGGCCAUGGGUGUAUAUUUCUGGCCCCACAAUCAACCCUACUGGUUUUCUGUACAGCGACAAUGAUAUGAAAGAGCUGCUAUCUGUGUGCGCGAGAUUUGGAGCCAGGGUGGUGAUCGACACCUCGUCCUCAGGUCUCGAGUUCCAGGAUGAUGGCUGCAGCCAGUGGAAUCUGGAGAGAUGCGUCUCUACCUUGAAGCCGUCAAAGCCCUCGUUCUCAGUCAUCCUGCUCGGGGAGCUGUCCUUUGAGUUGACCACGGCGGGUCUCGACUUUGGGUUCCUGAUUUUGAGCGACCCAUCCUUGGUUGACGCAUUCUACAGUUUCCCAAGCUUGAGCCGUCCGCAUAGCACGCUGAAGUACACUUUCAGGAAACUCUUGGGUCUCAAGAACCAGAAGGAUGAGCAUUUCUCUGAUCUCAUCAAGGAGCAAAAGGAGACGCUCAAGAAUCGUGCCAACCAGCUGAUCAAGACACUCAAGAGCUGUGGCUGGGAUGCUCUUGGCUGCCAUGGUGGCAUUUCGAUGCUGGCGAAGCCGACCGCCUACAUGGGGAUAACACUCAAGGUGGGCGGCUUCGAGGGUAAGCUCGACGGCAGCAACAUCAGGGAAGCCAUCCUCAGGACCACGGGGCUGUGCAUAAGCAGCAGCACGUGGACCGGGGUGCAUGGUUACUGCCGGUUCAGUUUCGCCCUGGAGAGCGGCGAGUUCGACCGGGCCAUGGACUGCAUCACCCAGUUCAAGGAGGUCUGCCUGGGACCCAAACAGUAACUAGGGGCUAGGGUUGGUCAGGUGGGUGAAGAAACUACCAAACCUGAGAUAGAUGUAACCACUCCUCUUCAUUCUCGCCUGUUUGAAUUUGAGUUUGAGCUGAACUUUGUUUUGAAUAUAAUCUAAAAUGAAUAAAAUUACGGAAUUUCAGUCUGGUAUAA